CCUCUAUCUUGGCUAUGUCCAAUUAAUCUUAGACUCUUCGCAUUUCCUUGUACCAUCUGACAGCCACCUCUCUAGCUAGCUGUAGAGGUUCAUUUGCUAUCAUCUGGAGAUUGGUCGCGAUGGCAAACUGCCUUGCAGCUCCUAGACGGCCACUUCUGGCACUGCCUUUCCUUCUGCCCUCUCCUUACGAGUGUGUCACCCUAGGUUUGCGACGCAAUCAGUCUUCAUACAGGCGCACAAAGCAGCGUCUACGUGUCAAGCCAGAUGCCUCAUUUGGCUCCUCUGUGAGCCAUUCUCAAGAGGACCAUAUUAUCUACAACCCACCGUCAAGUGCGCCGUCCGUCUACCACACGCCCACUAAAUUUUUGCCCUCUGAUGAUAUCCGGAGAAAUUUGCGCAACGCGUCUGUCAAGGGUAGCAACGCCGAAUCACUUCCCCUCGCAGUCAAAGUGACCACCGAGAAAAAAUACCAUCUAAACCCAUCGGAUAUAAGAGAGAUACGCAGGCUCAGGGCCACUGAUCCAAUGACAUGGAGUCGGUUGAAGUUGGCCAAGCGCUUCGACUGUUCCCCAAUGUUUAUUGCAAUGGUCUGUGAGGCUAGUCCAGAGAAGAAAGAAAUCCAGAAGCGUAUCUUGGAAGCUGUGCAAUCAAGAUGGGGAUCGAAACGUCGGAUGGCCAGAGAAGACCGACAGCUGCGGAAGGAGACAUGGGGAAGGGAUCAGUAAACCAUCAAUCAGCUAUUCUAUUCCCCAAUUUGUCUUUACCUCGAUCAUUUCUUUUGUCACGCAAACCGCACCUCUUUACUUUCGAUUGGGUGUACCAGACCAGAGAGACUUGUUAGCUUCCGCUACAUGCAUUGUGGAAGCGCAAUUUUUGUAUAAAAUCAUGUAUUCUAGCGUUGUCAAUCUUGGGAAAUGGAAUGUAUUUUAGAAGAUUGGCUGUUUAAUUUUUCUUUCUUACUUACUUGUUUCUUUCAUUAUCUUUCUCUUUUAUAUUUUUUUUUCUUCAUUUCAACUUUUCAGUAGCACCCACAUUCUCCUGAUUUUUAUCUAGGUUAAGAGGCUCGUUAAUGGCUAUGGGCGCUUAUUUGCGCUCCGGGACGGGUAACCUUCCUAAGUACACAGGUGGGCAGGACGGACAACCAACCGAAUGAUAGCGAGGAUACUGUUAGGUAAACCUGUGUCA
Molecule: messenger RNA, 1185 nt
Organism: Aspergillus welwitschiae
Lineage: Eukaryota; Fungi; Ascomycota; Eurotiomycetes; Eurotiales; Aspergillaceae
Product: mitochondrial 54S ribosomal protein mL58
Exons: 2
Coding region: 120-725 (201 amino acids)
Cellular component (GO): mitochondrial large ribosomal subunit
Molecular function (GO): structural constituent of ribosome
Source: RefSeq, a predicted model, not a curated record